Messenger RNA from Pyricularia grisea, 873 nucleotides. RefSeq lists its product as uncharacterized. Lineage: Eukaryota; Fungi; Ascomycota; Sordariomycetes; Magnaporthales; Pyriculariaceae. The transcript has 3 exons. The coding region runs from base 118 to 873 and encodes 251 amino acids. The record is from RefSeq and is a predicted model, not a curated record. Gene Ontology annotation, cellular component: nucleus. Gene Ontology annotation, molecular function: protein N-terminal-serine acetyltransferase activity; histone H4 acetyltransferase activity; histone H2A acetyltransferase activity.
UGCCGUCAAGCAUUCCACUCACUACAGUUUAUUCUCCCUUGGCGCAGCCAUCACCAUUUCCAAGCACUGCCUAAAAGUUACUUCAUACCACGGUGACUUUUGCAUAUUCAAGUAACAAUGUUUAACAGAAGAAGUCGCGCACAUACAGACCCAAUUGAAAAGGCCAACCGAAAAAAGGACCAAGAAUUCCUCAGUACCUACAUUCAAUUGACUUUACCGACAAUUCGUUGCCGAAUUUCAUCACUAAAAGAAGAAAAAACAAAUCUACUAUUCAACUUUCCGCCGCAGCACAGUGGAGGACACGCACAAUGGACCAAUAAAUGGCGACACCCAAAAACGGGAGAUGAGUACGGCUUGGUCCUCAUGCGGGCCGAGGACAUGACGGACCCGGAUCUGACCUCGUGCCUCGACAUGAUCGACCUCACCAGCGGGCAGGACUACCGCAACUCGAGCAUGGGCUGGGACCGCGAAGGCAAACUCGCCGAGAUGAAGUCGCCGGGCCUGCGGUAUAUUCUAGUUAGGGACGGUGGUGGUGCCAUUGCGGCGUUUACGUCGUUCAUGCCGACGUACGAGGAGGGCCAGCCGGUCUUGUACUGUUACGAGAUUCACCUGCUCGAUCGAGUCCGCAAGAGCGGUCUCGGAACGUUGCUGAUGGGCUACCUGUGCAACAUUGCAUCGACGCUCCCGCCGAUCACCAAGGUGAUGCUUACCUGCUUCACCUCCAAUAACGGCGCGAGGGCCUUUUACGAACAAAUGGGUUUCGUUACAGACGACAUAUCCCCGCGUCCGAGGGUGCUCCGAGGCGGCAGGGAGACGAGGGCUCCCGACUAUUUGAUACUCAGCAAGGUCGUGGAGCGAUUGACUUGUGGCUGA